Molecule: messenger RNA, 1509 nt
Organism: Scheffersomyces coipomensis
Lineage: Eukaryota; Fungi; Ascomycota; Pichiomycetes; Serinales; Debaryomycetaceae
Gene: CLN3
Product: cyclin
Exons: 1
Coding region: 1-1509 (502 amino acids)
Biological process (GO): regulation of cyclin-dependent protein serine/threonine kinase activity; regulation of G1/S transition of mitotic cell cycle; mitotic cell cycle phase transition
Cellular component (GO): nucleus; spindle pole body; cytoplasm
Molecular function (GO): cyclin-dependent protein serine/threonine kinase regulator activity
Source: RefSeq, a predicted model, not a curated record
AUGUUUCCAAACUCACCAGACUUGUUCCAUCCAAUUCGUAUGUACAACUCGUCUCUCAAGGCUUCCAAUUUGAAUUUGCAAUCCAUGGAGUUCAAGUGUCAUUCAAUCACAGUUUGUGAUUAUCAAAUGGAGAUCUUACAUCACUUAUUAAAUUCAGAGACCAAAACUUUACCAAGCUUGGCAUUAAUUGAACAACAACCAGAAAUUAAGUUAGGUAUGAGACCUUUAUUGUUAGAUUUCUUAAUGGAAGUGAUUACUAUUUUGAAUUUAUCAAAAUCAACCUUUCCAUUAACUGUUAAUUUGAUUGAUAGAUAUUGUUCAACUAGAAUUGUCAAGAAACAACAUUAUCAAUUGUUAGGUUUAACCAGCCUUUGGAUUAGUUGUAAGAAUUUAGAUUCUAAAUUCAAGAUUCCAACUUUGAAUGAUUUAAGAAAGAUCUGUGUUGAUAGUUAUUUCAAAGAUUUAUUUAUUGAAAUGGAAAAACAUAUCUUAAAAUCAUUAGAAUGGAAUGUCAAUAGUCCAACUUUUGAUGCUUUUAUUGACGUCUUCUUGAAUAUCAUCAUUCAUAACAAUAGCAAUUCCAAUGUUUCAACCUUAAUCAAGAGAAGUCACCACAAGAUUAAAUUGUUAGCUACUUACUGUGGAGAAUUAUUUCAAUUUUAUCCAAAUAUUUAUUUUGAUUAUACUUCAUCUCAAAUUGCUUUAAUUUCAAUCUUGGUUAGUAUCUUAAUGUUGAAGUUACCAAUCAAUUUAAUAAGUUUAUUAGGUUACUACAAUGAUAUUUUAAAAUCUCAAGAAUAUAGAUUAAACAUCACUGCUGAUGAAGGUGAAGAAUUUGAUGAGAUUUUAUCUGUUGCAUCAUUCCAAUCAUUAUUUUCUAAAUCUUUCUUUAAGAAUUUAGUUAAGAUCAUUGAUCAUCCACCAAAAUCUUUAGAAAUCAAGUAUUUUAGUGAAAGUGGUAAAUAUACUCAAUUGAUGAGAUCCGUUGUUCAUUGUGCCAUAGAUUCAUUAAACACAUUAUUAGAACCACCAGUCACUCCAAGGAUCGGAUCCAUCGCUUGUAUGAGUCUUACUGCUAACGGUGUUAAUUCUGUUGGUACUUCAAUCCCACUUGUUGGUGCCAAAACUGGAUCCACAGUUUUACCAUUGACUCCUAUUUCUAAUAGCACUAGCCCAAAAAGAUUUAGUAGUGAUGAAAUUUUUAGUGAUCUGGAAAAGAAAAAUGAAUCAAGUGAUGAUAUGAACAUUGAUCCAAAUACUCCAGCUUCUUCUAGAGGUAGUCCAAAUAAUGUCAAAGGAACAUCAACAGUGAUUGAUGCUGCUACCGUUGCCGCUGAUGUUGCUCCAUCUAAUGGUAUCAGAGAAAUGAAUCCACCAUUUCUUCCACCAAAGAAAAGAUCGUUUGAUGCUGUAGUAGAAAAUAAAGUUAACAAAAUCCAAGAAGUUGAUUCUGGUAAUCAUCUUAAAAGAACAAAGAGUGUUAACAAGCCGUUGUUUUUUAUUCCUUGA